This is a messenger RNA of Mangifera indica (mango), 1628 nucleotides long. Its product is annotated as polynucleotide 5'-hydroxyl-kinase NOL9. The coding region runs from base 156 to 1295 and encodes 379 amino acids. Gene Ontology annotation, cellular component: nucleus. The record is from RefSeq and is a predicted model, not a curated record. The transcript is spliced from 9 exons. Gene Ontology annotation, molecular function: polynucleotide 5'-hydroxyl-kinase activity. Gene Ontology annotation, biological process: cleavage in ITS2 between 5.8S rRNA and LSU-rRNA of tricistronic rRNA transcript (SSU-rRNA, 5.8S rRNA, LSU-rRNA). NCBI's taxonomy places the organism in Eukaryota, Viridiplantae, Streptophyta, Magnoliopsida, Sapindales, Anacardiaceae.
CAAAAUCGACAUUGCAAUCUGCGAUUGCGUACAUAUCAUUCACACUCUCACGCCAAAUCCGCCUGUUAGAAGUUUAAAACCCGCGAACAGCAGCACGUCUAUUAGAUAAACACAACUCAAAUUAAGAAUAAAAUAAGAGCUUAGUUCGAGUAGCUAUGGCGGCUUGUUCGUCAGAAGCUGAAAAUCAAUCUCCAGGAAUUUACAUACCAGAACAAUGGUCCGAGGCUGCGGACUCAAUAGCUUAUGAAUCAAAUACUUCGCCUCCGCCUAUUGCUCUGAUUUGUGGAGCCAAAAACUGUGGCAAAACUACCUUCUCACGCCAUCUCGUUAACAAUCUUCUACGCAGAUAUAGAAAAGUUGCGUAUUUGGAUACUGAUGUUGGGCAGCCUGAGUUUACGGCUCCUGGUUUUUUAUCUCUCACUGUGGUUGAUAAACUCACUCCUGACUUGACAAUUCCUUGCCUGAAGACACCUGAAAGAUGCUUUUUCUUUGGUGAUGUUUCUUCGAAAAGGGAUCCGACAGCAUAUUUGAAAUAUGUCUUUGCCUUGUAUGAUUACUAUCGGAAGAAGUAUUGUAUAUUUGACAAGAAUGAAAGUCCUGGCAGGACUGAGUUGCCACUUGUUGUGAAUACACCCGGUUGGGUGAAAGGUCUCGGCUAUGAUAUAUUGGUGGACAUGUUGAGGUAUUUUAACCCUAGCCAUGUAGUUAAGAUAAACAUCUCUUUUGAGAGUAAGAAUCUUCCUGCUGGGGCAUUCUGGUUGGAUGGUGAUCUUGAUAGGGAUGUUAAUCUUAUAGAGAUCAGUUCAGCUCGCCAGGACUCUUACAAUAGAUCAGUGCUAAUACAAAAGGAUGCACGACUUUUGCGGGACUUCCGUUUAAUGGCUUAUUUCAGGCAAUGCUUUUCUAGUAACCAGAGUAUUACUACGAUCAAAGAACUUGCACAUGCACUGGCUUCUCAUCCUCCUUAUGAAGUUCCUAUUUCAAGUAUCAAGAUUAGGCAUCUCCACUGCCAGGUUCCCAGUAGUGAAAUAUUCUACAGUUUGAAUGCAACCAUUGUUGGCUUGGCAAUUAGCGCUGAGAUGUCUGAAAAUUUACCUUGGUGUGUUGGUCUUGGGAUUGUUAGAGGAAUUGACGCUUUGAGAGGUUUGUUCUAUGUUAUCACACCAGUUCCACCAAACAUCCUGGAAAAGGUUGAUCUUUUUCUGCAGGGUUUCAUCCAAAUUCCUACUUGCUUGCUGCAGGUGCAGGGAUGCAUAUCUCCUUACAUAUCUGUUAAUGUUUUACCUACAAGCUAGCUGAUAAAUGAUGUAGAGUUGUUGAUGCUUGAAAUUAUUUUAUAUAGUCCACAUCAGAGGUGUUCAAUUAAUUUUUCUCCCAACUUGUAGAAGAUGUGGCAGCAAAUCAUUUUUAUGCCAAUGUUAAAAACAUAUCAUAAUCUGUCUCCUUUUGUUUGUUUCUAGAUAAUGCACCUUAGAAAAGUAUAUCUCUGAUCAUUAAAAGUUUGUAAGUGCAGAAAAAGUCACACAGAACAUAUAGCUGUACAAGUAGUCAUGGACACAUUAUUCAAUUCUGUGCCAAACAGUGAACUUGGGUAUUUCAACAGCUCUAGUCAAAUAAUUUUGGGGAAA